Messenger RNA from Telopea speciosissima, 2447 nucleotides. Its product is annotated as BRCA1-associated RING domain protein 1-like. Gene Ontology annotation, cellular component: plasma membrane; BRCA1-BARD1 complex; BRCA1-A complex. The record is from RefSeq and is a predicted model, not a curated record. Gene Ontology annotation, biological process: double-strand break repair via homologous recombination; negative regulation of fatty acid biosynthetic process; positive regulation of transcription by RNA polymerase II. The transcript is spliced from 13 exons. The coding region runs from base 87 to 2300 and encodes 737 amino acids. Lineage: Eukaryota; Viridiplantae; Streptophyta; Magnoliopsida; Proteales; Proteaceae. Gene Ontology annotation, molecular function: ubiquitin-protein transferase activity.
CAUAGAAGGUCUGGUCUUGCUCUCUCUCUCUCUCUCUCUCUCUCAAGCUUUCGCUCAUUCGAAACAAGUACCCAGCAAAAUCGAUAAUGGCGGAUUCGUUGAGCAUUGGUCGCUUCCUUUUUCUCAAUCCAUGGUUACUCCACUUGCAGAAAAUGUGUCUAGAACUCAAGUGUUCCGUAUGCUUGAACUUGCUGAAUCGACCAUUAUUGAUGCCAUGCAAUCACAUAUUAUGCAGUUCUUGCAUUCCAAGAACAACAGAGUUCGGAUCCGAGUGUCCCGUCUGUAGAUCACCUUUUGUUCACAAAGAUUUAAGGCCGGCUCCUCACAUGGAAAAUAUUGUUAGCAUCUAUCGGAGUAUGGAUGAAGCCUUUGGUGCUAAUCUCUUGCAUUGGGUUCCUCAAAGUCAAAUUGAUCUGGCUGAUGUGGGAAGGGCAUUGGAUCAAUUCCCGGCUACGUUUACUACUGUUAUUGAUGAUAGGUCGAGGAAGGAACCCAUUAACGCCAUGCGAAUGGGAAUCUCUGGCUACCCAUCAUCAUCCACAGCAUCUUUGCAUGUUAAUGAACUAGUUCAUCUUCCUACACAUCAUUCGGAAGUCAGAGUUGAGAGAUCUAGAAGACCUGAUGAAUCCAAUGUGCCAAGUAAUGGUGAUGCAGUGAAAAAAUUAGGGCAAUCGGUUGGGGAACAGAGGAAAUUUCAUGGUGAAGGGUGUGCUAAUUCAUUGCAGCCUCAGCAGCUUAGAGAUGAGAAACUUGGUGCAAGCAGAGGUUCAGAAGAUGAUUUGAAUAAUUUCACACAGACAUCCUAUGACAGCCCACCACCAUUCGGCGAUGGGAAGGAUUCAGAUGAUGACAGCAAUGCCCGUGGUAGCCAGCAUAGUGUUGACAAAUUCUCAGCCAAAAGCAUGUUGAAGGAGUCAGUGGAUGGAUUUGUCAAAGAGAUGGGUCAAGGACCAUUAACUCAACCUGGAGAAGAUCAUGGUAGGGAAUCAAAGAGAAUGAAGUUGAACUAUGAUCCUAUAGAUACUGCCACAGAAAAUGGCAUUCACAGGUUACCAUUUUUGGAUUCUGAGAAUGUGUUGAUGUCCCAACCCAAACACAAAAACGGAUUAUCUGCUUCGGCUGUGCAAUCAUCAGUUGGUCCAGACUGUUCAGAUUCAAAGUCAACUGUAAUAUGUGCAUUUUGCCAGUCAUCUAGUUUGUCACAGUGUUUUGGACCAAUGAUGCAUUUUUCCAAUGGAAAGGAAAUAGUGGCAGAUGAGGCAGCUCAACCCAAUGUCUUGCAUGUACACAAGAAAUGCAUUGAAUGGGCGCCCCAGGUGUAUUUUGCUGAUGAUGCUGUUCAUAAUUUGGAGAAAGAAAUUUCAAGGGGUGCAAAGCUCAAGUGCAGCCAUUGUGGGCUGAAGGGUGCAGCCCUUGGUUGCUAUGCAGAAUCCUGCCGAAAGUCUUUUCAUGUUCCCUGUGCAGUACAAAUUGAAGGUUGUCGGUGGGAUACUGAAAAUUUUCUAGUGCUUUGUCCUACUCAUUCAUCAAAAAAAUUUCCAAAUGAGAUCUCCAAGCUUGGGAAGAGGAUGAGAGGUUGCCAUGCUUCAACAAAUAAAAUGAAUUGUAGUCAAUCCAUCAAAUCUGCUGGUAAUCCUGAAGGAUGGGUUCUAUGUGGAUCUUCUCUCUCUGUUAUAGAGAAGAAUAUUUUGGCCAAGUUCGCAAAAAUGAUUGGCGCUACUGUCGCAAAGGUUUGGAAGCCAAAUGUCACCCAUGUCAUUGCAGCCACAGAUGAGAUGGGUGCCUGCAGCAGGACCGUGAAAGUCCUUAUGGCCAUCUUGCAUGGAAUAUGGGUCUUGAAAAUUGACUGGAUAAAAGAUUGCUUGGAAGCUUUGCAACCUUUGCCCGAAGAGCCGUAUGAAGUCCAACGUGACAUUCAUGGUUGUUGCAAUGGCCCCAAAAAUGGCAGACUUAGGAUGGUGAAGGCACCAAGGCUAUUUACUGGCCUGGACUUCUACUUCUUUGGUGAUUUUGUGCCAUCAUACAAGGAAUGCCUCGAGGAUUUAGUGUUGGCUGCUGGGGGUACCCUUCUUAAGAACAAGGGCAUGUUACUCCCACAAGAUAGUGAACAGGAAACUUCCUCAACCUUCAUUGUUUACAACCAUGAUGCCCCGGAAAAUCGUACAUCGGUGGAGGAGUAUAUGGAGUGUAGAUUAAAAAAAGCAGAAGAUUUUGCUGCUGAAUUUGGAUGUCAGGUCAUUGGACAUACUUGGCUUUUAGAAUCAAUAGCAGCUUGUGAGAUUCAACCUCCUACUUGCUAAUUUGAAUAGUGUACUAACUUAUUGAAUAAGGGGCAUGUGAUCUUUUCUUUCCCUUCUGCCCUGUAUCUAAUUGUUGUUUUGUUAUUUCAUUUGAUCUUGAACAUCCUAAGGUGACAUAUUUUAUAAAUAGAUGUUGUAAGUAUUAUU